AGAGAGAGAGAGAGAGAGAGAGAGAGAGAGAGAGAAGCAGAAGCAGAAGCAGAAGCAGAAGCAGGAGAGAGACAUUAAAAGUAACAUACGCCACAGUCUGUGAAGGCUGCAACACAACGUACUUCGAUGCUUUCAAGACAACAACUGCUUAUGUGGAAACGUUCCCUGGAGACACGGUGUUGCACAGGGACCAGGGAGGGAACGCAGGCCUCACAGCUUUGUUGACAGGAUGGUUUUUCAUCUGAAAAGCAGGGUUUGGUGACCUCUGAAGCGAUGGAGGACAAAACACAAGGUUGUCCGGUGACGGAGGAGAGUGAGGUGGACGUCCAGAUCAGACAAUCCAAACCUCAACCUCAAGCAAACAACAACAGACCCAGCUGGUCAAACGGCCAGUGUGUUCUGUCGAUGUCGAGCUGCUCAACGUUAAACCCCAGUUUUGAUCUGUCUCAGUGUCGCGCCAAACUGGAGAACAAUGGCUUCCAGAUUCCAUUCACUGACAUGGAAGAUCCACUGAGAACAGCUCUGGAGGUUCCCUCAGUCAGGAGAUACAUGGUUUUUAACUCUGCUUACUUUCAUUUCAUGAUGGCACCGGUGCUGUAUGUUGUGGUGUGGUGCGCCAUGUUCUCCACCCUCCACCUCUACAUCACAGUCAGCGACUACUGGGUUCUCUGUCUCUGUGUCAGCUUGGUCGCCAUCUUCCUCACCACUGCCAUCAUCUUCAUCCUGCACCAGAGUAACAAGGAGAUCGACAUGAAUUUAGAUGUGCGGUUAAUCCAGGUGAAUGAGAGGAUGGUGAAACACAAGCUGCUGGUGGCCGUGGCCGACUGGGUCCAGAGCUGCACCGGAAACAUGCAGUUGUACUUUGUGUACUGGGACAUGACCCGCUGCCUGAGGGCCCUGACCGAGGCUUUAGAGGACCACAGCUUUGUGGCGAAUAACAUCCAGAAAAAACUGAAGAAGAAGAUGUCCCAUCUCGUCCUCGUGACUGAGGUCCCAGCUGUUGACCUGGAGGUCGGCGGCUCAGACGUGGAGCAGCAGGCCUCAGAGGAACAGAGGCCUCUGCUCACGCAUGGCGACCAGGACGCGGGCUGCAGUACCUCAUCCAACCAGCGGGACGCCACCAAAGUCACCACCAACUACAGCCUCAUCCCCGACCCAUCGUUACCUGCUCAGGCUAAAGCCAACCAGCUUCUGAUGACUUACAGCGCAGCCUAUGUGAAGCUGCUGGUGUCUGAGAGGUUGUCGGGACCGUCACACCACCGCCUGCGCUCCCAGAGGAAUCACUGCACCCUCGCCCCUCUCUGCCUCUGCCAGUUCAUCAAGAAGAAGAUCCUUCAGUAGCAGAGCUGACCUCAAACCACACACCAAAGACUCUUGAACUGAUAAACUGACAUCUCUCCCGGAGCAAACGUGGCUUAAAGAAACUUUGCACUCGUGAUUUCUCUCUUCUAAAGUCUUGCUUCUCUGGCCUGUGGGCUACUGUGCCUGUGCCGCUGUCUUCACGCCAGCUCUGUGUUUGCACCACCUGGAUAUUUGUCCAUUUGCAACCUGCCAAAUGGCGUCACACUGAGAACACAUGCAGGUCAAUCCAGCUGCUGUAAAGCAAUAUUUGUACUCUUGUAUACACAACAAUCGAGGCACAGGGUACUUCUGUUUAAAUCACUUCCAUAAACAAUUAAUAGAUUGUUGUGAUUUGCAGUAGAUUCUACAGUAUCGGGGCAGUGGUAGAAUAAAACUUUUAAGCAUAAACUGUGCAUAAAGAUGGAGAACAUGACUCUUUAUUUUUGGACAGUAGGAGGAAGUGGAGGUGGAGACGCGUCGUCCAUCUUUACUUACAGGCUAUGCUCGUUUGUACUUUAUACUUCUAUCAUUCCCUCUAAAAUGCUGUAAAGUAGAUGUACCUACAAAUUGUACUUAAAUGCAGUAGUUGGGUGGAUGUACUUAAUUUCACUUCACCUCCACGGUGUGAAUGUAAGAUUUGUGAUUUAGACUCAAUGGAAGCAUGAAGGGAAAUAAAGGAGAUCCCCUCGAUGCAGAUGUGUAAUGAUGCUGAAACAAGAGGUAACGUGGAUCAUUGGCUUUAGUUUCCUGCCUCCAUGACCUCAAAUCCCAGGGAAUCAUCUGCGUUUAAGGUUUCACACCUUUGGUUUUCACGUGUGCAGGUUAAUUGGUUACCCAUGCAUUAGAGUUUGCAAAAGGCCGGAUAUGUAUUUUCCCAGCGAUCAUCCAUCAGUCCUGACGGUGCGGCCGAGACGACGGCCCAGUGAGGGAGCCGCAGGACGACGCAAACACACACAGCGAGACAGCCAGCGUGGCCGAACCACGGGGAAGCUGGGCACGGUGUGAUGGAGGAGAGAGGCGUGCAGCGUGAGGCCAAGUUCAAUGAUCUGAGAGACGCUUCCUCUCCUUGGGAGGCUAAAUGGCCAUCUGUGAUCCUGCUCACUCAGACUGGCUCCGCUCCCACCUUCAGGUUCUCCAUCCAACCUGCUCUCCGUUGGCCCGACUGUCUGGGUCCAUACUUCACCUGGUGACAUUUAAAAGUGGCUGUAAGGAAAAAAAAUUUUAAUAAAAAAAACUACAAUAUC
Messenger RNA from Hippoglossus stenolepis (Pacific halibut), 2585 nucleotides. It is a transcript of the gene tmem268, whose product is annotated as transmembrane protein 268. NCBI's taxonomy places the organism in Eukaryota, Metazoa, Chordata, Actinopteri, Pleuronectiformes, Pleuronectidae. The transcript is spliced from 9 exons. The coding region runs from base 274 to 1341 and encodes 355 amino acids. The record is from RefSeq and is a predicted model, not a curated record.